AUGAGAGCCAGGCGCCACCUGGACAAAAGUAUAACAUUGCAUGAUUUCUGUCAUCAGUUUGCAAGGAAAUAUGGAAACGUUUUCAGUCUUCAUCUCUUUGGGGAAAGAGCUGUGAUCAUUAAUGGAUACAGACACGUGAAAGAAGCUCUUGUUGAAAAAGGAGAAGACUUCAUGGAUCGUCCAACCAUUCCAUUGUUUUCUGAGUUUUUUAAGAACAAAGGUAUUGUUUUCUCAAAUGGUUACCUAUGGAAGGUACAGAGGAGAUUUGUUCUUCAUACAAUGAGGAACUUUGGUCUAGGAAAGACAACCAUGGAGCAAUUCAUCCAGCAGGAAUGUCAAUACCUCACUGAAGCUAUUGCUGAUCAGCAAGGGAAACCUUUUUCUGGUCAGAAAAUGAUUAACAGCGCUGUGUCCAACAUCGUCUGUUGUUUGGUCUUCGGCAGUAGAUUUGAGUACAAUGACAAGCAGUACUGCACAAUUCUUGAGACCUUUAAUGAGAUAAUACGCUUACAGGAAGGUAUUUGGGUACAGAUAUACAACGCAAUUCCCUCUGUGAUGAAGUGGCUACCUGGACCUCAUAAAAAACUAUUCAACUAUCUACAGAAUGUAAUUGAUUUUAUAGAAAUUCGGGUCGUAGAACAUAGAGAAAACCUUGACCCCUCAUCUCCAAGAGAUUACAUUGACUCCUUCCUGAUAGAAAUGGGAGACAGAAAGGAAGACAAAGAUUCUGGGUUUGAUCUGUUCAACUUGUCAUCUUGCACUCUUGACCUUUUGGCUGGUGGAACUGAAACCACCACCACUACGUUACACUGGGGGCUCUUGUACAUGAUUUAUUAUCCUGACAUACAAGAACGUGUCCAGGCUGAGAUUGAUUUUGUGAUUGGACCAUCCAGACAACCCACUGUGGCUGACAGAGAAAACAUGCCUUACACUGAUGCUGUUAUCCAUGAGAUACAGAGGAUGGGAAACAUCAUUCCUCUCAAUGUGGCCCACAAGACGACCAAAGACACCACCCUGGAUAAAUACUCAAUUCCAAAGGGCACCUUGGUCAUUCCUUCACUCCACUCUGUCCUCCAUGAUGAGUCGAUGUGGGAGACUCCACAGUCCUUCAACCCUCAGCACUUUCUAUACAAGGAUGGGAAAUUUAGAAGGAGAGAAGCCUUCAUGCCUUUUUCUGCAGGUAAACGUGUGUGUCUUGGGGGGCAGCUGGCCAGGAUGGAGUUAUUCCUCUUUUUCACUUCCCUCCUUCAGAGGUUUAAAAUCUCACAUCCCCCAGGAGAGCCGCCCAGCCUGGAGUACAAAUUAGGAGCAACUCAUGGUCCUAAACCUUAUCGUCUCUGUGCUGUACCACGUUAAACCACAAGAGUCGUUGACAGUGUUCCUCCAUCUAUUGCAUUGCCUCUGAAAUCAAAGACCCUGUUAGUGAAAAAAAAAGUUAAGUUGUAAAGACUUUAAUCAGGUACUUUGCUGUAAAUCACACUGAGCACAAAAGAAUCAAAUGCUUUGAUCACUAUUGUCAUAAAAUGCCUUUGGUAUUGUAGAAGCAGUUUUAUUGUCUUAUAUAUCCUUACACGUGGCCCUAUACUUACUAAUCAACAAAACAGUACAUGCUGGAGGUCAAUAAUAAAGUCCCUAAUGCCUUAUUCGUACGCCAUUAGAUGAUAUAUUAAGAGGUUUGGCAUAAACAGAGAACAUCUGUAUAAACAUUCCUCCGAGUGUCAAAGCAACCACUGGCGUCGUCCAGCACACGUGAAUUCCAGUAAGCUUUCGACAUGAUAUUCCUGUGCAUGUGCAGUUACGUAAUGCG
This is a messenger RNA of Cyprinodon tularosa, 1807 nucleotides long. Its product is annotated as cytochrome P450 2J2-like. The transcript has 10 exons. The record is from RefSeq and is a predicted model, not a curated record. Gene Ontology annotation, biological process: xenobiotic metabolic process. Gene Ontology annotation, molecular function: oxidoreductase activity, acting on paired donors, with incorporation or reduction of molecular oxygen, reduced flavin or flavoprotein as one donor, and incorporation of one atom of oxygen; heme binding; iron ion binding. NCBI's taxonomy places the organism in Eukaryota, Metazoa, Chordata, Actinopteri, Cyprinodontiformes, Cyprinodontidae. Bases 1 to 1356 code for a protein of 451 amino acids. Gene Ontology annotation, cellular component: intracellular membrane-bounded organelle; cytoplasm.